CAGCGUCACUUAGUUAUUACUUUGUUAUGUACAUCAGCUGAUCUAGCCAUGAAGACGAUCAUCUGCAACAAUUGCGGUCGAUAACACCCGACUGCAUCAACAUCAAUUAUCAGAUGUUUUUUUCGAAAUGAGCUAACGAAUGGAGGAUCUUAUUAGUUCUUCCAACACCACUGGUUUUACUUACAUUUUCAGUUGCCUGCGCUACAUUUGUUUUCCUGUGCGGUCAGGGCCCAGAUACCUGGCAAGCUAAGCUAAUUCUCACGUCUCGUUUGCUAGCAAUAAAGAUGCUUGUAUGUAAUUAACGUUUUCUUCUACCGAAACAAUUUGUGAAAAUGGUGGACACUGACAACAACUAGUUGGUCAUAAAGGUGUCGGGAAGAGCAUUUACUUGUGUGUUUACCCUGGUAAAGUAGUUAGCUUUGUGAUUAAGACUGGUAGUCCAAGCAACCUUACUUCUAUAAAAUUGCAUUGAGUGAGAACUGCUACAGUCGAGUAGGCUAAGUCAACUUGAAGACACCAAUGAAAAGAUACGGGUUCUGACCCUGCAAUUUAAACCCCUAACUAUAGUAACCCUCUUACAGUGUAAGAUGUGGUUAAAAUUAUUUUUCUUGCUGCUGUACUUUUUGGUGUUAUUUGUUUUGGCCCGAUUUUUUGAAGCUGUUGUCUGGUAUGAAACUGGCCUUUUUGCCACCCAAUUGGUUGAUCCUGUAACACUGAGUUUUAAAAAGCUGAAAACAAUUCUAGAAUGUCGAGGACUGGGAUACUCUGGGCUUGCAGAGAAGAGAGAUGUCAGAGAAUUGGUCAAAAAUUCAGGUGACCUGAUGCAAGGAGAGUUAUACUCAGCCAUCAAUAAUGAAAAGGAGCAAGCUGAGUCCAAGUCUGAGUCAAGUACUACCUUUAGUGGCGAGAUGCACUUUUAUGAGCUGGUGGAGGACACCAAAGAUGGCAUUUGGUUGGUCCAGGUAAUUGCCCAAGAUCGAGAUGCUCUGUUGAGCAAAGCCAACUGGGUUAAAAUGGUCCAAAAGGUUUCUCAGUUUGGGAUUCGGACUGGGACUUUUAACUGCUCCAAUGACUCAAGGUAUUGUCGUAAAAGGGGUUGGAUGAAAUCCACACUUAUAAUGUCUGUGCCCCAGACAUAUUCUUCAAAAGGAAAGGUUAUGCUCAAAGAGUACAGUGGCAGACGCAUUGAGAUAGAGCACAUCUUCAAGUGGAUGACUGCACAUGUAGCAUCCCGUAUAAAAACUAUCAGUGUUUCUCAACAGCUUGUUGAAGAGUGGCACCCAAGUGAGAAGCACCCAGUAAAGAUGUUCCUAUUUGCCAAGCUUGCCCAACCCCCAGCCUUUUUCUCAGCUCUCAGUGUAAAAUUUACAGGUCGGAUCGAGUUCAUCUUUGUAGAUGUUCGAACCUGGGACAAUAUAACCUCUUUGGAAGAGAUGGGUGUGCAACAGAUGCCCUCAUACAUCCUAAAAAUGCCAGAGGGCAUCUACAAAUAUGGGAACAGCACAGGAGAGUUCAUCUCCCUACAGGCCAUGGACAAUUUUCUUCGUUCAGUUCAGCCAGAGGUCAAUGAUCUGUUUGUGCUGAGUUUAGUGAUGGUCAACCUCAUGGCCUGGAUGGACCUGUUCAUAACACAGGGUGCUACUAUCAAGCGCUUUGUAGUUCUCAUCAGCACGCUGGGGACCUAUAACUCUCUGCUCAUUAUCUCCUGGUUGCCCAUUCUGGGGUUUCUGCAGUUGCCAUAUCUGGAGAGCUUUUAUGACUACAGCCUCAAGCUUUUGCGUUAUGCAGACACCACCACCAUUGCCUCCUGGGUGAGGACUGACUGGACCUUCUACUCUUCCCACCCUGCCUUAUUCCUUAGCACAUACCUGGCGCAUGGGCUGCUCAUUGACUACUUUGAGAAGAAGAGGAGGUGCAACAAUGACGAAGAGAACCCCAAUAACUUGGAGUGGCUGUCUAGCCUCUGGGACUGGUACACCAGCUACUUGGUCCAUCCAAUAACCUCCUUUCAUAAUUUCCCCAAUGAGUCGGACUGGGACGACGACCCAAAUUUCCUUCUGGAGAGGUUGGCUUUCCCUGAUCUAUGGCUUCACCCACUAAUCCCCAUCGAUUACAUCAACAACCUUCCAACGUGGAGGUUUAAAUGCACACUGGUCUGUCAAGCAAACUCAGACGGGAACGGUGUAGGAGAUCGGGAAUGCGACACAAAAAACACUACAGGAGGAUGGACCGGAGAAACAAAAAAUGAGCAUGAAGAACAUGGCUAUGUUAUGGAGACACACUGUGCCUCUGAUUUGUGUUGUCCUGCGGGAAGUAGAGAGGAUCUGCCAUGCGUUAAAAGGGAAGAGCAACAGCAGCAGGCGGAUUGGUCCCAAUGGCCCGAUGACAUGAUCCACUGCACCGAGUGUGUUGUGUGUCUGGAGAACUUUGAGACUGACUGCAUCAUCAUGGGGCUGCCUUGUGCGCAUGUGUUCCACCAGCAGUGCAUUGUGAUCUGGUUAGCUGGUGGACGGCACUGUUGCCCGGUGUGCAGGUGGCCAUCCUACAAGAAGAAGCCAGUUAGAUCAUCUGACCCUGGCCUGGAUCAACCCGAACAGCAGGAAUAGUAGAAUGUUUGUCUGCAAACCUGCAUCCAGUCCUGCACUUAACUUAUAUACAUUGUUGAUGUGUCAAUUGUCAGUCCAUAGAUUCUUGUAUAGCUGGUUUUCAUUUUAUUUUGUAUUAGUGCAAAACAAACCUACACACAAAUAGGGUCAAUCAGUCAGAGGGGAAAAUAAUCUUCCAAUAUGGUUAUUCUCAUAAAUAAUAGCUUUAUAAGAAAGUGGUGACUCAAUCUGCCUUUUUUCAGUAGAUAAAUAUGCAUUUACAAUAUGUCAUUUGGAGACCUCUAAAUGGUCUUAAUGGUUUGCCCUCACCCCUGAAGAAAUGCAACAUUCAGAGAAAGAGUUUUGUAACUCUUAGGACAUAACUCAAAGAUGGUAUAACGAAGUGAGAAAGAUCUUAUCUCUUAGCACAAUUUUGUCUAUCAAAAUGUUCUUAUUUAUUCAUUAUCAAUCUGAUAUGAAGUUGCUUCAAUACUUAAGAACUCUUUUGGUUAUUCAAAAAAAGUUGUGGGCCAAGAUAUGGGCCUGGAAGCCAGGACAUUUCUGAUAUAUUUUGAAAUCUAUAUUUCAGGCAUGUGAUUUGGUUUUUAUAGUAUGUAAGAACCUAACAAUGAAAUAACAUUUUCUAACUUAAUUCCAUUAGUGCAUUCUCUUACCCUGCAGCACCAGCAAGUUUUGUUGUUCGAAAUGGAAUGACCCUUGAAAUGGUUUGCUAUGCAGCUCCGUGGCUGACUUAAGUUUUCAUGUGUCGUUGGAGCAUGUCAAUGCCUCUUAUCUGUGUUUGUUAACGGAUUAACAUUUAUUUAUGGGUAUCCCAACAAAUCAAUUCACUUAUUUUUAUCAUCAGUGUUGGAGUUUGAAAAGAGAAUUGGAAUUGUUGACAUGUAACAUGUUACUCAUUUAAAUAAAUGUUUUCAUAUGGAA
This is a messenger RNA of Esox lucius (northern pike), 3527 nucleotides long. RefSeq names its product ring finger protein 103 (gene rnf103). Gene Ontology annotation, biological process: protein ubiquitination. The record is from RefSeq and is a predicted model, not a curated record. Gene Ontology annotation, cellular component: endoplasmic reticulum. Bases 588 to 2606 code for a protein of 672 amino acids. The transcript has 4 exons. Gene Ontology annotation, molecular function: ubiquitin-protein transferase activity. NCBI's taxonomy places the organism in Eukaryota, Metazoa, Chordata, Actinopteri, Esociformes, Esocidae.